AUGCGAGAAUCCAACUUUCGGUCGGUCCCUUCCAACAGGGCUUCCGUCACCAUCACGACGACCCUUUACGACCGACGAGCUCUCGACUGCACCUCGGACAAGCCCCUUAUCAACUCGCUCAACCACCUUACCUAUCUCACAUCGUCGUCAGCACGAGUGCGAGAAACACUAUGUACGGAUGGCGGUCUAGAACGACUAGUGGCAAUUAUGAAAACGUGCCAGGAGAGCAAGCAUGACGACAAGCACAGCGAUAAAAACCUGCUGGUGGCAUGGAAAUGGGCUCUAGCAUUCCAGUGCUUGGUGUUUGUCGGAACUCGCGGUACCGAGGCCAUUCGAAAACGCAUUGUCGAGGCUGGCCUACUGCCAGUGCUCGCCACCGUGCUCGACAACUACCUGCUUAUGAUGGAAGAUGCCAAGGCCGAACAGGAGCUCCAACGUCGACGAGCAGAGGUCGAGCAGGAGAUGCAGCGACGACAGGCCGACGACAAGGACAGAAGUGACGCUGUUACUGCGUCCAACCCCUUUGGAAUUUCUCUCUGCGGGUCGACUCGAGAGGUGUCUGCAGACAAGGAGCGAGAAAACACCCCGGGGCAGAGCCAGAGCCAGGGUCAGGCAGCGCGACGAGACUGUCGACUUCACAGCGCCAUUUCAUCAGCAGUGUCGUCUGUUUCGCGCCUAUGCCGAACGCAGAGUGCAGUCCCUGACGAACCCCAAGCUGGGUCUUCCCGAGAAUCGUCGUUGCAGUCGUCGUUUUCUUCGUCCAUGAUCGACUCUGCUUCGUCGACCUCCAGUACCACCACAACCAUCAUGAACAGCAGCACUACCAUCACCACCCCCAGCCUCCGACAGCUGCUCAGUGAGAGUGCGAUUCUCCGGUCGGGAGCCUCUGUCGAGAGCUUCGACACUGCUACCCAAAACUCGUCUCAGUCUCAGAACGACGACGCUCAGAUGGUGGAUACUGAUACGGGCCUUGCUCUGUUUGCAGAGCGAGACGCCGACGGCGACGUGGAAAUGGGAUCUGAUGAUUUCCAGCCACGUCGAUUGCAAGCAUCCCAGCCUCAACAGCAGCAACAGCAGCAACAGCAGCAGCCUGCCCAGCCCGGCCAGCCUACUGUUACUGGCCAGACAGCUACCCCUCGCCCUGGUCCUGGCGUCGCCCCUGUUACUGCUCAGGGCGCCAUUAGCUCCAUCCAGAGCUCCAUCGCCUCCAUGCCACGUAUUUUUGAAAACGGCAUUCUGAUGCCUCGAGAUGACGAUGUGCUAUGGGCAUUGGAGAUUCUGGCCUAUGUGUCCAAGUACAGCAGCACCAAGGAGUGCAUCCAGACAUGUCACUUCGUGCCUGACUUGUCUCUUCGAGACAAGAACCUGCCUCCACUUCGACGAGCCGCAGUCCCCCAGCCUCUCAUGAGAUCCAAGUUUGGAUCUCACGAGGGAGACCCUGUUGUCAAGAUUGUUGAUGUGGACGAUGAAGACGACUACAAGGGAAAGUCCAUUUGCGUGGAUGAGACUGCAGAUGUUGAUGGUGUUGUUGACGAUCAGUUUUUGGAUGACCAUCGAACUCAGAAACAGCGGGAAAUCACGGCCUUCCACAAGCGGGUGACACGAAAGUCUCACCGCAAGAAGACAGACUGGGAGAAGGCCUACGAUACCUACGACUUCGAGUCCGAGGAAGACAUUUGUGCCGAGUUUCUCGGAGAGACAAUUAAUGUGUUCCCUAUUGUGGAGAAAUUCACCAUUCGGGAGUACUCCAAUGAGAUCCAGUACUGGGCUGGUGUCAUUAUGCGAAACUCGUGUCGAAAGAACGAGGCUCGUGGCGGUAUUCGACAGUGCGCUCACUUUGACUGUGGCAAGUGGGAGGAAUUUCCUCGUCAGUUCGCCAAAUGUCGACGGUGCAAGCGAACCAAGUACUGCAGCCGAGAGUGUCAGCUUAAGGCUUGGAACUACCACAAGCACUGGUGUUCCACCAACCCUCCCAAUGUGGCAUCAUCACGAUCGGGAUCGUCCGCAGUCACGUCUUCUGCAGCAAGCGUGUCUUCGGUCUCAACAGCCAGCACUGUGGCCACAGCCAGUACUGUGGCCACAGUUAAUACUAUGGCAUCAGGCGGCACUGUAGCCUCUGGCACCGAAGGAUUCCCCAACUCUCCCAACAAUGCCGCAUCUGCAUCUUCUGCAUCCACCGCCACAGUUGCUGGGGGCUCUCAGUCCACCCUCAGCAACUCGCGCCAAAGCAUGUUUAGAAGUACGCGAUGA
Messenger RNA from Yarrowia lipolytica CLIB122, 2250 nucleotides. RefSeq lists its product as uncharacterized. Gene Ontology annotation, cellular component: MUB1-RAD6-UBR2 ubiquitin ligase complex. Lineage: Eukaryota; Fungi; Ascomycota; Dipodascomycetes; Dipodascales. The record is from RefSeq and is a predicted model, not a curated record. Gene Ontology annotation, biological process: establishment or maintenance of cell polarity; ubiquitin-dependent protein catabolic process.